Messenger RNA from Mangifera indica (mango), 893 nucleotides. Its product is annotated as aquaporin SIP1-1-like. The coding region runs from base 124 to 849 and encodes 241 amino acids. Gene Ontology annotation, cellular component: membrane. Gene Ontology annotation, biological process: transmembrane transport. Gene Ontology annotation, molecular function: water channel activity. The transcript has 2 exons. The record is from RefSeq and is a predicted model, not a curated record. Lineage: Eukaryota; Viridiplantae; Streptophyta; Magnoliopsida; Sapindales; Anacardiaceae.
UCUUAAAAAACCCGUUUUUAAUUGAACUUUUCCAAUUGUUUGUUGGUGCCUUCUCAAAAUAUCAAAUAGCAAUAAGAGAAGAGAGAGAGAAACCAGAGGAGAAAGUGUAAGUAAUUUUCAUUGAUGGGUGUGAUAAAGGCAGCCAUCGGAGAUGCAGUUUUCACAGGCAUGUGGGUGUUUUGCUCGGCGCUUCGGGUGAUUUUGACACGCAUCAUUUCAACAUUCUUCGGUGUUCAACACUUGUUUCCGGUAAAAUUAUUCAUCAGCACAACUUUGGCCACCAUCUUUAUCAUAGCAUUCCUGUUCAUAGGCAAACUCUUGGGUGGAGCCAGCUUCAAUCCUUCCACCUCCCUCUCCUCCUACGUUGUUGGUCAAAUAUCCGACUCCUCUCUCAUCUCCGUUGCCGUCCGGUUUCCUGCUCAAGCAGCCGGUGGAGUUGCAGGCGUCAAGGCAAUUUUGCAGGUGAUGCCGGCAGAAUACAAGAGCAUGCUAAAGGGGCCAUUUCUGAAAGUGAAUUUGCACAGUGGAGCUAUAGCUGAAGGGGUGUUGACCUUCUUGUUUUGCCUUUCAUUGCUUGUUAUAAUGCACAAGGGUCCAAGAAGCCUAAUUUUGCAGGUUUGGUUGUUUUCAUUAUCAACUGCUGGAUUAGUUCUUGCAGGUUCUGGGUACACUGGACCUUCAAUGAAUCCUGCAAAUGCCUUUGGCUGGGCAUAUGUUAAUAACUGGCACAACACUUGGGAGAUGUUUUAUGUUUAUUGGAUUUGUCCAUUUAUUGGGGCUAUUUUGGCUGCUUGGUCUUUCCGGCUUCUUUUCCCUGCAAAACCCAGCAAUAAGCAGAAAAAAGCCUAAGAUUGUAAUAGAAAACUUUUGAUAUAAUGAUGAAUUUCUCCUAA